Messenger RNA from Zygotorulaspora mrakii, 537 nucleotides. RefSeq names its product Fmp33p (gene FMP33). The record is from RefSeq and is a predicted model, not a curated record. Lineage: Eukaryota; Fungi; Ascomycota; Saccharomycetes; Saccharomycetales; Saccharomycetaceae. The transcript has a single exon. The coding region runs from base 1 to 537 and encodes 178 amino acids.
AUGAAACAGAGUUUAUUGUCCAGAAUACAGCAAGGUAUCCAUUUGCCACACAACAGCGUACCACGCCAGCAUAGUCCCUACGCACCUACAGCCAAAAAUCUCACCGUGAAUGCAAUAAUCGCAUAUUUGUACGGAUAUGGAGCAUUCGCUAUGUACAAAGAUUACAGUAGGACAAAAUCCAGUGCGAUGCGGCUACCUAGGAACCCCGAAGCCUCUCUGCCUUCGACGUUUGAGGGCAGGAAGGAAAGCGUUCAUGAUAAGCCUAACCGCGUAUUCAACUCCGAUGAGAUGAAGGAAGCCCAAAUUUCGACACCGAUGAGAGUCUUGAAAUCAUUGACGUACGGUGAUAUUUCUGAAAUUUCAGUUGCAUGGGGGGUUUUAAUUCAACUAUGCAAUACAGCGCAUGCCACAUAUGGAGUCAAGUCGUGGAUUUUCAGAUCAAGCGUAUUGGGAGUUCUUGGGUUCCCUCCUUUGGCUUACUAUUGGUUUAGAUCGACUUUAUUUGAGAAAGAAAGCGCCGGUGUGAUUAUCAACUGA